Messenger RNA from Heterobasidion irregulare TC 32-1, 519 nucleotides. RefSeq lists its product as uncharacterized. The record is from RefSeq and is a predicted model, not a curated record. The coding region runs from base 1 to 519 and encodes 172 amino acids. The transcript is spliced from 4 exons. Gene Ontology annotation, molecular function: acyltransferase activity, transferring groups other than amino-acyl groups. NCBI's taxonomy places the organism in Eukaryota, Fungi, Basidiomycota, Agaricomycetes, Russulales, Bondarzewiaceae.
AUGGAAGAACCCCCCCGCAUUCCCCCUGCCCACGAGAUCCUUGUCGCAUCAUGCAAUGGGAACCCGGAAGACAUCGCGGCGCUGCGAACGCAAUGCUACGACGUCCGCAUAGCUGUCUUCGUCCACGAACAGGGCUUCCCGCUCGACCUCGAAAUUGACGAAAUCGACGACACCGCGACUCAUUUUUUGUUGCGUCUCGUGCCCUCCCUGCAACCGAUCGGGACCAUACGCGCGUUCAAGCCCAAGCACGCCACCUAUUACAAGCUCGGCCGUCUCGCCGUCCACAAGGACCACCGCCAGCACAAGUUCGGUCGGGAUCUCGUGCUCGCGCUCCACCAGUGGGUCAGAGCCGAUGCCAGAGCCCAUGGAUCACAGGGGCACGUCGACAUCGUCUGCCAUUCGCAGAUCCCAGUCAAGGGCUUCUACGCCAGAUUCGGUUAUGCCCCUGAGGGAGCAGAGUUUGACGAAGACGGCGCUCCACAUCAGAAGUUGGUCGCCCGUUUGCCCCUAUCCGAUUAA